Eriocheir sinensis (Chinese mitten crab) is the source of this 4072-nucleotide messenger RNA. Its product is annotated as macro domain-containing protein CT2219-like. The record is from RefSeq and is a predicted model, not a curated record. Gene Ontology annotation, biological process: peptidyl-glutamate ADP-deribosylation; purine nucleoside metabolic process; DNA damage response. Bases 28 to 918 code for a protein of 296 amino acids. Gene Ontology annotation, molecular function: ADP-ribosylglutamate-[protein] hydrolase activity. NCBI's taxonomy places the organism in Eukaryota, Metazoa, Arthropoda, Malacostraca, Decapoda, Varunidae. The transcript is spliced from 2 exons. Gene Ontology annotation, cellular component: nucleoplasm.
GCACCGAACCGUCCCCCACAGACAGACAUGGCCACAGGGUCUCUACAAGCUCUCCAAGUCGCCUCCACAUUUAAGCGAAUUUUCUCCUUCCUGAGCCUUGCCCCUGCCGCCUCUGCCUCCACGAAUAUACCUACAUCUUCCCUCGUGCUGCCUAGGCCCCUGUCAACGUCCAACAAGUUAAAUAUGGCGAAUUACGAGGAGGAGAAGAGGAGGUUCUUGAAUAUGUCCCCAUCUGAGAGGCGGCACCAGUAUCCCAGUGGCCAUGUCCCCCUGUCCACCAUCCCCCCGUGGCCACAGUACUACGCGGCCAAUAAGUACGCGGUGUCCAAGGCCAGUCUUCCCCAGGGUCAGGUGAACCAGGUGUUGGGCGGCAGCCAAUACCCCGUGGACGAGGACCUGAAUAAGAGGGUCUCCAUUUUCGUGGGGGACAUCACCAAGCUGGAGGUGGAUGCCAUCGUCAACGCCGCCAACAACAGCCUGCGUGGCGGGGGCGGCGUGGACGGGGCCGUGCACCGCGCCGCCGGUCGCUUCCUCUACGAAGAGUGCGUCACACUGAACGGCUGCGAGACCGGGGACGCCAAGAUAACCGGCGGCUACCGACUCCCGGCGCGCUACAUCAUCCACACGGUUGGACCUGUUGGCGAGCGCCCCGGCCUGCUGGAAGCCUGCUACCGGAGGAGCCUGCAGCUGGCCGUGGAGAAUGGGGUGCGCACGCUGGCCUUCCCCUGUGUGUCCACGGGGGUGUAUGGGUACCCGGGGGAGGCGGCGGUGCAGGUGGUGCUGCCCACGGUGCGCACCAUGCUGGAGGGGCACCGUGACGCCAUCGACCGCGUCAUCUUCUGCCUCUUCCUCAAGGCUGAUGUUGAUAUCUACCACCGAUACCUCCCCGUCUACUUCCCUAUCGGUACGGGGAAGUGAUGAGGAGGGCUAGGAUGCUCUCUCUCUCUCUCUCUCUCUCUCUAAAUGUCUUUCUAUCUGUAUCUAUAUCUAUCUAUCUAUCUAUCUAUAUCAUUGGUAGUAAGAGUAAGAGAAGAGGGAGGAAUGUUAGAUGAACUCUCUCUCUCUCUCUCUCUCUCUCUCUCUCUCUCUCUCUCUCUCUCUCUCUCUCUCUCUCUCUCUCUCUCUAAAUGUCUUUCUAUCUGUAUCUAUAUCUAUCUAUCUAUCUAUAUCAUUGGUAGUAAGAGUGAGAGAAGAGGGAGGAAUGUUAGAUGAACUCUCUCUCUCUCUCUCUCUCUCUCUCUCUCUCUCUCUCUCUCUCUCUCAGAUGCACAUAUCAGUAGUAAUUUUUAUCUUCACUCGACUUAAUUAAAUCGCCUCCUCCUCCUCCUCCUCUUCCUCCUCCUCCUCCUCCUCCUCCUCCUCCUCCUCCUCUACCACCCACAUUUAUUAUUUCAUUUUAUUUUAAGUUUUAUUCUCGUACGUAACUAUACGUAUCCGAGAUCAAAUCAGCGUCUGAACCACUCGGCGAAUUUGACCGUGAGAGGCAUUACCAUUACUAUUAUCAUCAUUAUUACUAUUAUUAUUAUUAUUAUUAUUUCUAUUAUUAUUAGUGGAUCUGGUGUUAUGCCUUGGGUUAAUGUUGUAUAAGGAGUAUCUCUAACCUGGUUACCUAGGCUGUGAUUUGACUGUGGAGUUUUGAGAAAUUUUUACAUAGACUCUCAUUUGACUUGUAAACAAAGGGGGUACUUACAUAUAAUCUUCCAGUAGGUUUUCUGGAUUUUCUUGUGUGUGUGUGUGUGUGUGUGUGUGUGUGUGUGUGUGUGUGUGUGUGUGAGAGACUUGUUAUUUAGUAUAUUUGUGUAAGGAACUUCUUCUUCUUCUUCUUCUUCUUCUUCUUCUUCUUCUUCUUCUUCUUCUUCUUCUUUUAACCUGUAUAGCUUCGUAGGUCCUUCCCUCCUAUUCUUUUCCUUCUUUCCUUCCCAUUCUUUCUCUUCCUUCCUUCCUUUUUCUUAAUUUCUUUCCUGUAUCUCCCUUUCUUUCCUUCCUUCCUAUGCUUUCUCCCCAUCGUCUUUCUCUCCCUUCCUUCUUUCCUUCCUUCCUUUCUACCUUUCCCUUCUCUUCCUUCCUUUCUUUCUCUCCCUUCCUUCCUUUCUCUCCCUUCCUUUUCUUUAUACCUUUCCUUUUUCUUCCUUCCUAUUCUUUCUCUCUUCCUUCCUUCCUUCCUCUCUUCCUUCCUAUACUUUCUCCUCUAUCAAACUUCCCUUUAAUUGAUAGGCCAAGGAUAGAUAGAUAGAAAGAUAGAUGCCUUACACACACACACACACACACACACACACACACACACACACACACACACACACACACACACACACACACACACACACACACACACACACCACCGUCUAUAACAUUUCCGUAGGUCUGUCUUCCCGUCUGUCUGUCUGUCUGUCUAAUAAACGAAGACUAGCGCACACACUUGGCGUCCUUGUAUCGCCAUUAACCUCAGCACAAUUAAGAGCCAGGAUGUUAAAGCUUGGUAGGUAGUCUUAGGUUAGCAUUAGAAGGAGGGGAUGAAGAAGCAAAGGAAGGGAUGAAUGAAGAGAAAAAAGUAAAGGAAAGGAAAGGAGGGAAUAGAUUAAGAAUGAGAAAAGGGGAAAAGAAUGGCAAGAAAGGUAGAAAGACAGAAGGAAAAAAUGUCAGUAAGAUGAGGAAAUAUGGAUUAUUUGGGAUAUUAGAAGGAAAAGGAAAUAUAUGAAUAGGUUGUAAUAUUAGAAGUGGAAAGGAAACAUUAACUAAGGCUCGCUGCACACGAGUGGUUUCUGUUGCUGCGGCACAUGCCAGAGCAGCAGCCGCAUGCCCUUUCAAACGAGCAGUUUCUGCCGCUCCGGCGAGCGGCAGCCGCAUGGCACCUGGACAUCUACGGUCAAGUGCGGUGUCUGCCGCAUCCGCUUCGGUAUCUCCUUCAGUCAUAUUUGUAAUCCUCUCUCGAGGGAUCCCACAAGCAAGGCCGUCUUUCAACCUCGGAGAUCAGCAGCUCCGUGUCGCGAUAAUUUUUGAUUAGCCAUAACCCUGAAAUUUAUAUGCAGAUGUUUGUUGUACAGAGGUAUACAGAAUUAAUAUGUAAGACACUUACAUUUUCAAUAUACAUUAAUUGAAAGUUCAUAAGAUGAAAAAUAUAGUGCAUACCAGCUUUUGCAAUGAUGCAGACAAAGUGGUCGCGUGCCCUUCCUGCCAGUGCUGACAGACAACUAUCCCUCGCAACACGCGGCAAACACCACACGUGUGAACGCGCCCACAGCAACACAUGACCACCGAAACUGCUGUGCGGCAUUUCUGCCGCUGCGGUCUUGCUGGCAGUCCGGCAGGGUGCGGCUGGCAGAGUGGCAGUCCUGACGCUCUGGCUUUGUGUGAACGCACCCAUAGGAGUCAAUGUAAAGCUCAGCCGUCCGGCACGUGCCGCAGCGGCAGAAACCGCUCGUGUGGAAGGGGCCUUAGACGGAAGACUAUUAUGUGUUCGUUGAAAUAUAUAUGUAAGUUGAAAUAAAAAAAGUAAAAUGUGAAUUGGUUGAAAUAUUAGAAGCAAAAAAAAAAAAGACAUGUUAGUGGAAAUAUUAAAGAAAGAUUUGUAUUACCUGUGAUUAAAGCUGGAACGAUAUGUAUAAGUUGAAUUAUAAGAAGGAAAAAAAAUGUUUGUUGAAGUGUUAAAAGGCAGAGAAAAAACAUGAAUUAGUCAAAAUAUUCAAGAAAGAGAAAAAAUAUGAAUCGGCAGAAAUAUAUAUAAAGAAAACACAUGAAUUACUAAUUGAAAUAAAGGAAAAAGGGAGAAAAAUGAAUUACUUGAAAUAUUAUAAAAAAAGAAAAAAAAAACAUUAGCGGAGAUAUUAAAAGAAAAACACGAACUGCGAUUUUUAAAGAAGCAAAACGAACAUUGAUUGAGUGAUUGAUAGUUAACGAAAAUAAUAACAAUAAAAAAAUUCAACCACACCAUUUUAAAUACCAGAACACUUGCAACAUUGAACUCCAAGACUGCGUGACACAAGGACAUGUAAUUGACAUGUAUCUUGGUCUGGGUCUUGCCGAUGGGGGCUGUACAGUGCUAUAAUACAAAUAAUAAUCAUGGAAAAAUAUCUAA